UUUUCUUUUUUUUUUCUUUUUUUUUUUAAAAAUGAGUGUGAUACAGGCUAUUUUCAUCAAACAAACCGAGACACGACAUGAGAAUAAAGCAUAUACUGCCUACCGUAUCGACAUUCAAGCGGCAGUGCGUCACUGGCAUAUUUGGAAACGUUAUUCAGAUUUUGUACGACUUCAUGAACAAUUAAUCGAAAGUUUCCCGGGUAUUAGUAUGCCAGCCAAUUUACCUCAAAAGCGUAUCUUUCCACCUACCAUCUCAGCACCGGAUCGUAUCGAAGAUCGUCGACAAGGAUUAGAAGACUAUUUACGUACCAUUCAAAGUUACCGUGAUGAUCGAUGGCGUAAAACAGAUAUAUGGAAUGAUUUUUUAGCAUUACCAUUAAUGCAACCGGGGGAAAAAGAUGGGUUUUCUUUUCGGUCUUGGUUGGAUGAAUAUGAUGAUUUGUUAUCACUCUCACGAGAGAUUCGAUCCUUGAUCACGAGUCGGAACACGCAUCAAAGUCAGCAUGAGGUAUCCGAUGCCAUGCGUUGUGAAGUAAAAGCUAAAAAAGAUUUGAUGACAUUGAAUGCUCGUUUGGGUAACCUAGAAACCUCACUUUUAAAAGGGGAGGGGUUGGUGGUAGAAGGUGAAGAGAGAAGACGAUUGGACAAGACAAGUCAAUUAAAACUAGAACGAGAUGUACUUGUUCAACUCAUGAGUGUAACAAGACAAGACUUUUCCAAAAAGAAGGACACUUAUGCAUCCUCUGCUUCUUUGUUGUUGUCGUCCUCAGAGAAUCGACCCUUUAUGGGAGACAUUGGCUUUGAUCAACAACAAAUAAAGAGAAACAAGACGGUACCUACACAUACAGCAAGACCUGUACGUGCAUUUGGAAACGCCCUUCGUCUACAACAACAGCAACAACAAAAAGAAAAGUUACAAGAGACAGAGUUGACAAAAGGAUUGGAUAACAAGGAACUCUUGACCUAUCAAACAAAAGUCAUGAAUGACCAGGACCUACAUAUAGAACAAUUCAGUCAAUUACUCUCAAGACAAAAAGAAAUUGGUCUCGCUAUUAAUUAUGAACUAGAAAAUCAGAUUGAGGUAUUAGAGUCAUUGGAUAUUCAAGUUGAUAACACAGGUACCAAACUCGCUUUUGCAAACAAGAAACUGUCUAAAAUCAAGUAAAUCUUUUUUUUUUUUUUGUGACCGUUUCAUUUUACAACCCAAAAAAAAAAAAAAUUAUUUUUUUUCAAAUAAAAAGAUUUCUUUUUUCUUUUUUUUUUUUUG
Molecule: messenger RNA, 1267 nt
Organism: Mucor mucedo
Lineage: Eukaryota; Fungi; Mucoromycota; Mucoromycetes; Mucorales; Mucoraceae
Exons: 1
Coding region: 32-1165 (377 amino acids)
Cellular component (GO): intracellular membrane-bounded organelle
Molecular function (GO): phosphatidylinositol binding
Source: RefSeq, a predicted model, not a curated record